Messenger RNA from Pisolithus orientalis, 657 nucleotides. RefSeq lists its product as uncharacterized. NCBI's taxonomy places the organism in Eukaryota, Fungi, Basidiomycota, Agaricomycetes, Boletales, Pisolithaceae. The transcript has 3 exons. The coding region runs from base 1 to 657 and encodes 218 amino acids. The record is from RefSeq and is a predicted model, not a curated record.
AUGAUUCGAUAUCAGAAGAAUCAGGAAACAAAUAUCCACUGGCCUUUCCAAAGUUGUGCAGAAUGGAGACUGGGCAAAUUUCUUGCUGAGAACCUCAUGCAGGCUCAAAUCAAUACUUUCCUCAAACUGGAUUGGCUGGAUGGUCAAAAACCAUCAUUCACACCAGCAUGCCAGCUCCUUGACUGGAUGGACACCCUGCCAUUGGGGCCAGGGUGGCAAGUAAUGCAACUUGAGGUUGAUGGCUAUGACACAGGGAAGAAGAUUGAUCUUAUUUAUUGUGAUGGACUAGAGGUUGUAGAGAGCCUUUUCAGAAACCUGAUUUUUUCCCAGAAUAUGACUUUUGACUUGCUUCGCAUACAGAGAAAUGGAGAGGAGGAAUACAGGGAAUGGUUCACAGCACAGGAGGACACUCUCCCUGAUGGCAUGACCCUUGUUCCUGUUAUUGCUGCUUCAGACAAGACACCCAUUACAAGGUACAUGGGUGGGCUUGAGAUGCACCCACUUUUCCUCACAAUCGCCAAUAUUGAUGCUGAUGUCCAUAUGAAGGCCACAGCACAUGCCUGGCAAUGUGUGGCUUUUGUGCCCAUUGUCAAAUUUGAGGUUCAUUCAGAUUACCAGACAAUCUUGCAGUCCCUGGCUCUGGCACAAAUGUGUUGA